CCUAAAUCAAACAAAUCUGAGAUCAACAAAUCACGGAGCCGGUUGGUCAAUUUUUUUGGCAUUUUCACCAUCUUCCCUUUGUCCUUGUUUUACUAAUAAAAUUCGAUAGCUGUACAGAGAUGUUUGUUUAAUUAAACCAGUCUUAUAUUUAAAGAUGCAAAUGUUGAAAAAUGAAUUCAGAUACGAAUACACCUUUAUUGAAUAAAUAUAAAUUUUAUUACUUGUGUAAAGUUUUACCACAAACAUUACUUGGAGGGAUUAAACUUCGACUUGGUUUCAAUGUACCGUACUAUAUCUACAUUUUCCAGAUUUUGAUAUGGAUUUUACCAAUUAUCAUUGGAUCUUUAUUUACAAUAACAGCUGAAUUAUCUGAUUUUGAUAAUAAUUUGUGUGGCAUUUUAAGUGGAAUUACAGUUUUUCUUGUGCAAGCUUUGGUUCAUGUUGUGGUUUUGAUAUUAAAGAAAAAGGCAACAGCUGAAAAGCCAAAGAACAAUUUUUUAGCAGAAGAAGAUGGGAGUCAGUUUAAUUCUUUCUUCUCUUUAGCAUCAUUACAGUUCCUAGUACCAAAUAGAUCAUUACUGAACUAUAUUUUUCACCCUUUACUUAAUGGAAUCAUAUGCUGUUUUGCGUUAAUGUUUUUAUUACCUGAAAGAACUGAUAAACUAUUUAAAAGCUUGGCUGUCAAAGUGAUUGUUUAUAUCUUCGGAUGGAUCACUAUAUGUACUUCAUGCUAUCCACUGAUUGGACAAGCCCCGAAAGAGCCAGCAAAAUUCUAUAGUUUAGAAUUAUUUGAAUUAGAAGUUUUAACAAGACCAUUCUAUGUCAUCUUAAUUAUUUUAUUUGACUUUUUCUCAAGGUCAGAUGAACAAUUUGAUGAUGCUAAUUUUUCACUACAUAUACUAUUUGUGUUCCUUCCAGUAUUGUGGACAACUGGAUUUCUGCCACCCAUAGAUAGUUUAGUUCUAUGGGGUGCUGAGUACACAGUAAAACAUAUCUUAGGUGGUGGGACAAAUGCCACUAACACCAGAUUGUUCAUAAAUUUCACGUUAUCAUGGCUUGCCAUAUUGAUUGUGUACUUUAUAACUCAUUCAACGGUCCAAUUUUGCUUCAUCGCAGCAUUAUCAACAUUACUGACGACGGACCUUGCAUCACUUGUUAUUAAAAUUUCAAAUCUGAUUAAAAUUGGCCCACAAAAGAUAAAACAGAACAACCAAUUCACUUCCAGUAUAAGCAAUAAUGUGAUACAAUCUGGUUGUGUCAUGAUUUUUACCGUUGUUGCAAGUGUGGUAAUAACUGGUUUUACAAAAGAGAACAUAUCAUCAUUUCAGAGCUCAAGUAGUGUUGAUCUGCUUGGUUUUGUUCUUUCUGGCUUUGUUAUUUUGUAUAAAUUAAUUUGGAGUUCACAACAGAUUUAUGUGAUUUUUGGUUUGAUAAAAAAUCCACUCCGGAGCAUGUUUCCUAAAAUGUUCAAGAGAAUGGUGGUGGUUACUUUAUAUGCAAUGAAAUGUUUCAUGCUUCCACUAUAUCUUGUGUUUACAUUGGGUGUGGUUAUUCAGGGUGAUAAAAAUGUUACCUUCAUAAACAUCUUAUUGGUGUUCCGACUCUAUCGCAUGGCGUGGCAGAAUACAUUGAAAAACUCAUACGAUGUCAUCCUAUAUUUUGUGAUUCGCUGGCUUAAUUCUUCAUUGUUGCAAGAUAUUCACCCAUCCGUGACAUUAUUCAUCAUUUCUUUUGCACUGCAUGGAGGAACAACAUUUUGCAAAAACUUAUGGUUCAUUGUGAUAUUGGUUGUAAGCUCAACAUUUUCGCAAAAACAUCAAAAAAGGAAAGUCGCCAUAUCACUUCUGCUAUCUUUCUGUUUUCUACCACUGACACUAACUGUUGUGUUGUUAACAAGUAUACUGGAUGCCCCUUUGUUACCGCUCUUUACAUUACCCAUAUUUGCAGUAGCUUUCCCUAGACCAUUCCGCAUGUGGCCUUACGCAACGUAUUCGAAUAAAUCAGCGACUACAGAUUGGAUAUACUACCAACAUCUAAUGCCGGAGUUGACAAAAGAGUUACGGUUGGCCGUGCUAGCCUCCUCUGUGUCUGCCGAACCUGGGUCUUACUACCUUGCGCGGUUUCAAGACCGUAUUUUAUGGAUUAACUUUCUCGAGAGUGGUUUAAUGUAUUCAAACUUUGUUAUUAAAGGAUUAGAAUUGCAAGAGACAUCGUGCCAUACGACUGAAGCUCAAUUCAUUGAUGAGACGUUUGAGAAUUCAUUUUCAGUUGUUAACAGCUCGUUCUUUAAUAAGUCUGCUUUUAGUGUUCUCUUACCGAAGACAGAACUGGAGUUAGAAACUUAUUCAGAUGCUCGCAGUGUGUUAACAGGAGUUAUUGGACAUCCUAAUUUUUUGGAAAAAGUAUCGAAAAAUUUCCCGAAGAUCCUAUUAUGGAAUUUAAUGAGGCAUUGCUUACACCGUAGACAAAAAGGAUUGAAGGAUUUGGAAAGCAAGGAUUUGUUCCAAGAUGUUAACAGAGACAUGGAUGUUCAGGAAACGACAAUGACAAACUAUUCCGCAAAAACAAAGAAAUCUGUUGUUUCAGAUGGAAUGGUGUUACCAAAAGCACCAAUCGUCCAACAACAAGAAAGAUUUUUCCAUGACUCGCCCGGUAUUGACAAUGCUGGGUUUAAUAAUUUUUCAAUGGCAGGGAUUAAUAGUGAGAAUAAGAAAUUUCAAACCAAUGAAAACGAUUCUGAUGAUGAAUUCGGUGAUUUUGGUUUUGAUAGUGACGACCAAUCCUCAAGUGAUAGUAACAACAUAUCUGCUGACAGUCUUUAUAAAAUGGCUAAUUAUAACAGCGCACCAACAUAUCAAGAUGAAACUAACUUUCCCGUACCGGUCGCAUCCGCCAUAUUGGACCCUCCAACGUAUUGGAAAGGGAAUCUUCCAUACAGUGAACACGAGCUAUCAAGUUAUUCGCAAGUAUACACCAGAGACUGGUACAAAGAAAUAAUCACAUCACUUUGCUUAGAAGACGAAACUCUUAUCCUUGAAGAUUCGACGUUGGAGAAGAUAUACAGGCUUCUUGUCAUCAAUUGUUACUAUCUUAUUAACGUGGUAGGAGUGACUGGUAAUUCUGUCUUAAAAGAAGGACCUGGCCAUGUUUAUCGAGUGUUUCACGGCAUUUUACCAUGGUCACCAAAAAUUUCAUGGAUCGAUAAUCAAAACGAGUUGAAAAACUUGUUGAUAAAAUCAUAUCGCCUCUCUUUCAAGUUUGCAUACGAUAGUGAGGUUUACGGCGAGACAGCGGAUGACAGUGAGAUGGUUGACGCGCUGACGAAAUAUGACAAGGACUGGUUUAUUGGUGAUGACACAUCGGAACAGUGGACGGAAAAUGUUUUGGGUGGUACUCCAAAUUUGUUGAGCCUUGGACAAGACAAAAGAACGAACAUGUUCACCAGUCGAACAUUAUCCAAACAAAAAAUCAGUGUCCCUAUAGCGGAAGUGAAUUCACAGUCAGUUCGAGGACUGUGGUCUGCAUUAUCUCUCGAGUUGUACUACAUGACGAAUGAUGACGAUGAACGGUACAGUAUCCAAGCUCUACCACCAAUGUUACGUAAUAUCAUCACGCAAGCUGCUGAUCCGCCUCUUGGAUACCCCGUGUUUUCAUCAGGAUUAGUUACCAUACCUCUUUAGGUUUCAGAAACACUGGAAGAAAGGUGCACAUCUGCUAUGAAUUUUUUUUGAGUGUUUCUUUGUUCGCCGCGAACAUUAAAAAUUCUUGUAGUGGUUGCUCAAAACCAAGAAACUAAGUGACAAAAUCUUCAUAGCCAAAAAAAGUAAGGCGAUCGCGAUUAAUUUUGUAACAAAAAAAGAAUUAUUUUUCACAUGCAGCAAGAAUAUAUCAAGGAGGUGUAAAGAUUUCCUUAUUCAGGUUGGGGUCUGAGUGACCCAGUCAAAAUUUGGGGGGAGGGGUGCCCUAUCCCUAUCCCUAUAUUUUCUAAACUACUUGCUUAUUGUUAACUGAUGUACAAUAAUUAAAAUGACGUGAAAAUUUUAAUUUUAGUAGCGCAAUAAAUUGCUGACGUCAGCAAAAUUUUGAAAAUUGCUGGCUUUUAAUUUUUUCCUAGUAUAUAAUAUGCAGAUAUGCUCUAAAAGAUCAAAUUGGACAAAUUAUUUACUCAGCCUAGAAUAUUGGGUUUUUGUUUUCUUUAUAGAUUUACCUAUUGUUUAUUGAGGCGCUAAAAUAUAUUUAUUAUUAUCUUAUUAUCUUAGGUUGGUUAUGGAAAUUUCAAAACAGUUUCUAUAUAACACUUAGCAUCAUUUGCUAGUUACAAUGUUGUUUAGGCCAACACUGAAGUAAUAGGGUACCUAUGUUGUUGAAACUAUUAUUAUAGCCAAAAUUGGGGUGCCAAACACACAAAAAUUUCAUAUUAUCAUGAAAAACCUUAAAUUACGCCCACAUGUCGCAAAAAAAUAUAUGAGGGCGUAAUUAGGGAGUUAACACUACGCAAUAAAUUUAAAUGUAACACAUUGAUCACAUAAUAUAAAGGGCGCGUAAUAUUUUAAAAAAAAAUAUUCAUGGUUAACUUUUGCAAAAGGGACCUUAGAAAUAUGGGCGUGGCUGGCCACCUGCUAAAGGCGCAAAUUUAAAUAUGUUUUUUGAUAAAUCGUCUUCAUAUAGAUAGAAACUCAGCUAAUAAAAAUUCAAGUAAAAUAAGCCGGUCAAUCAAGUUAAAAGUAAAAAACGGAAAGGUAGGGCAUUCUUGCCGCUCCCUCUCCUUUCCUCUCUUAACCUGAAUAGUGUUGAACCUCCUUGAAUAUACUCAGCAACAUUGACCCUGUCUGUUAUGAUGUUAUUUUUUUAUUAAAAAAACAAUGAUAAAUAUUCUAAGGUAUAUUUAUUUUUUUGUAUCAUAGUGUUUAGUGUGCUAUCCUACUAAGUGAUUGUGCGUUUAAAAAUAUUAUAGAGUAUUGAUUGCUAACAGUGUGUAUAUAUGUGAUGUAAAAAUAGAUUAAUUCUGAUGUUAAACAAUUUAUACAA
This is a messenger RNA of Hydractinia symbiolongicarpus, 5028 nucleotides long. Its product is annotated as pecanex-like protein 4. Bases 171 to 3680 code for a protein of 1169 amino acids. The transcript is spliced from 7 exons. NCBI's taxonomy places the organism in Eukaryota, Metazoa, Cnidaria, Hydrozoa, Anthoathecata, Hydractiniidae. The record is from RefSeq and is a predicted model, not a curated record. Gene Ontology annotation, cellular component: membrane.